AUGGUAGUAUGUUUUCAAUAUAAUCGUUUGUUUUUAUUCAAAUCCAUUUUAACAAACGUAUUUCCUUCCUAUAAAUGGUAUUCUCGGACACCAGUAGCGGUUCGUUAUCGGGCGCAAUCGAAAGCAUUAAUAAAACAAAAGAUCGAUACGCCAGAAUAUCGAACUUUAUUAACACCAAGUCUAUUGAAAUUAGUUGAACUAUUUAAAUCAAAUCAACAUGAAUUACGUGUUGCAGGUGGUGCUGUACGUGAUAUUCUAAUGGGUAUUAAUCCGCAUGAUGUAGAUUUUGCUACAACAGCAACACCUGAACAAGUCAAAACGAUGUUAAACGAAGCAAAUAUACGACUGAUUAAUGCGAACGGAGAAAAACAUGGAACGAUUACUGCUCGUAUUGAUGAUAAGGAUAAUUUUGAAGUAACAACAUUACGAGUCGAUUUAGCUACUGACGGACGGCAUGCGGUAGUAGAAUAUACUCAAGAUUGGCAAUUAGACGCUAGUCGAAGAGAUCUUACCAUAAAUGCUCUAUUUCUUGAUUUCGAAGGAGUUGUAUAUGAUUAUUUUAAUGGUAUUGAUGAUCUCGAACAUCGGCGUAUUCGUUUUGUGGGCGAUCCUGUUGAGCGUAUUCGUGAAGAUUAUCUUCGUAUUCUUAGAUAUUUUCGAUUUUUCGGUCGUCUUGCCAAUGAUAAUGCUACACAUGAUGAAGAAACAUUACGAGCAAUACGAGAGAAUGCCAAUGGUUUACAAAAUAUUUCUGGUGAACGUCUAUGGGUUGAACUCAAGCGCACUGCUGAAGGACGCAAUGCUGGCUCAGUACUAAGAAAGAUGCUUGAACAGAAUAUUGGUCAAUAUCUUGGUAUUCCAUCGGAUGUCGAUCUAAAUCAAAUAGAAGAUCAUUGGAGAAAAUGUCAUCAUGCUAAGCCAGAGGCUCUAACUAUUCUAACAAAACUUUUUCGUGAUAUGAAUGAAUUAUCUAAAUUUGAACAACGUAUGAAAUAUUCCAAUGAAUGUCGUCGUUUAUCUCAAUUGUUGGUCGCAUAUCGUGAUUCAAUAUCAAUACUUGAUCCGUCAUCCACCGAUCCAUUGAAACCAUAUAAAGAUUUACUGAUUGAUUUAUAUUUAUUUGAUCCAAUGAUAAAAGAAAAAAUUAUUGAAUUACUUAAAUAUCAAUAUCAUCUUCAUGAAGUUCAACAAUUAACAGAUUGGACAAUACCGAAUUUUCCGAUAUCUGCAGGAAUGCUUGCCUUAAAAGGUGUUAAACAAGGACCGAAUUACAAAACAAUUUUGAAUGAACUUCGACAAGCAUGGAAAAAUUCACAUUUCAAAGCCACAGAAAAUGAAUUACUUACUGAAAUCUUACCAAAAGUAUUAAAAAACUUGAGCACAAUCGAUCAAUCAACAAUAAUUCAUCAGAAGACAAUUGUCAAUCCACCUGCAUUUGCACUUCCGAAAAGACGUAAACAUAAAGAUGUAUCUUCGGAUAAUUCCAAAAGAACUUCUAAUGCUUCUUGA
Messenger RNA from Rotaria socialis, 1509 nucleotides. Lineage: Eukaryota; Metazoa; Rotifera; Eurotatoria; Philodinida; Philodinidae. The record is from the annotation of a GenBank genome assembly.